Pseudoliparis swirei is the source of this 3342-nucleotide messenger RNA. RefSeq names its product 5'-AMP-activated protein kinase subunit gamma-2-like. The transcript has 14 exons. NCBI's taxonomy places the organism in Eukaryota, Metazoa, Chordata, Actinopteri, Perciformes, Liparidae. Bases 604 to 1950 code for a protein of 448 amino acids. The record is from RefSeq and is a predicted model, not a curated record.
ACCCACAGCUGCACCUGACAAUUUACAGCCCCGAUGCGGCAGAGAGCGGGGGAAGGGGCGCUCGGGGGUCCCAGUUGUUCUUUGCAUCACUCGCGACACGGGAGAGCGGCGUUUCUCCGCGUGGAGAUUACAGUUUGAAUUCAUCCGUCAUCAAACGUGCGAGCGGACCGAGUACGCCGCCUCCUGCUGCACACUUUGCCUCCGUGGAUUUCUUUUCUUCUUUUUUCCUCUUGCUGCGGUUGUCAUUUUCUGUGCCAAGUAGAAGUGGACCGCCGUGCUUAAAGGAGUCGUCGACUUUCGGUUAUUCUCUCCUGGGGACAAUUUUUCUACAUUCCUCAUCCGCCGAUUGAAGGUGACCAGCUGCCUCCUUUUUUUAAGAAGAAGGAGCAUUUUUAUCUUCUAAAGACGACAAAAAUAAAAAAAACCUGCUUCAAAGACAAAUCUUUCUCUGAAUCUGCCAACUCUACUCUAAUUUCUGUCCAACUUGCUUCAUCGAGCGAAUGGAGUGACUCUCACUUGGGACAGUUCUGAGCCGUCCCCUGCAGCUCAUAUCGCGAUGGUCAUGGUCAAAUUUAGUCUUGGACCUACAACCCGCUGCGUCUCAUGAAGAGGUUCGGCAGCCUGAGGAGGAGCAAGAAACGGAAGGAGCAAGAUGGGCCAGGAGGGCGCCAUCAGUCCGAGGCGUCGUGUCUCUCCGGUAAUGCGGCGUGCUCUUCAGCCUCUGGACUCUCUACGCCGCCCACCACCCCAACCCAGGCUUGCAGCCAACCCGUCUUCGCCCAGGAGGUCCAGGCGAGCGCGCCGAGCCCCGAGCGCCUGGAGGCGAGCGCCCGCUCCCGCUCCGUCUCCAGCCCUCUAGACACCGGGCAGCGCCUCAGCCUUCCCUGCGCUAAACCCCCGAUGCCGUCCUCGAGCCCCGUGACAGCCUACUCUACCUCGCCACAAGUCUACGGUUUAUUCGAAGGCAUGCUGGAGAAACUUGAACUAGAUGAUGUUGCUGCUGAACCUGAGAGUGAUAUUUACAUGCACUUCAUGAAAUCCCACAAGUGCUAUGACAUCGUCCCCACGAGCUCCAAGCUGGUUGUGUUCGACACGGCACUCCAAGUGAAGAAAGCGUUCUUUGCCUUGGUAGCCAACGGCGUGCGAGCUGCUCCGCUAUGGGACACGGAGAAGCAAAGCUUUGUCGGAAUGCUGACAAUCACAGAUUUCAUCAUCAUACUACAACGAUACUAUAAGUCCCCGAUGGUGCAAAUCUAUGAAUUGGAGGAGCAUAAGCUUGAGACAUGGAGAGAGGUUUACCUUCAAGCGACAUUCAAACCUCUGGUCAACAUAUCACCUGAUGCAAGCCUGUUCGAUGCAGUGUACACGCUCAUCAAAAACAAAAUUCACCGCCUGCCUGUCAUCGACCCCGUCACGGGGAAUGCACUUUAUAUUCUCACACACAAGAGGAUCCUCAAGUUCCUCCAGCUUUUUAUGUGUGAAAUGCCAAAGCCAGCGUUCAUGAAGCAGACUCUCGGGGAGCUGGGCAUCGGGUCGUACCGCGACAUUGCGUUCAUCCACCCGAACACGCCCAUCAUCAAAGCACUCAACAUCUUUGUGGAGAGAAGAGUGUCCGCCCUGCCUGUGGUGGACGAGUCGGGAAAAGUUGUGGAUAUUUACUCCAAGUUUGAUGUGAUCAACCUGGCUGCCGAGAAGACGUACAACAACCUGGACAUCACGGUGACGCAGGCUCUCAAACACCGCUCUCAGUACUUCGAAGGAGUCAUGAAGUGCCAUAAAAUGGAAACGAUGGAGACCAUCGUGGACCGAAUCGUCAAAGCUGAAGUGCAUCGGUUGGUGGUGGUGGACGAGCGCUCAAGCAUCGAGGGCAUCGUCUCCCUGUCCGACAUCCUCCAGGCCCUGGUGCUCAGCCCGGCAGAUGCCUGUAAGGAGGAGACCCUGACUGAGUGAGAGGGGGGGGGGGGGAAGCGUCGGUGGGAGUAAUUAAGUGUGGUGGUUGAGGCCGCGGCGCCGGUCUCACGGUGCCAGAGACCCUGCAACGGAUGCACUGGAGAGGCUGGAAACCAAAGAGCUAGACGGCUGCACGGAGGACUUCCUGCACUGAGGAUGGAUUUUAUGAGUGUUAUUUUGGGUUUGUUUGAACACUGAUCAGAUGUACACACACACACACACACACAGAGUCUACUGUAUUUAGACAGACGCACACGUAGACAUGCAUUAUGGUCACUUGCUUGGUCGACGGUGGGGAAGUCUCGACUGCUCCUGAUGAAUUAGGGCUCCAGUGUUCUGGGUUGUGUCGUGACAAUCAUGCUGCUGUCAUCAGUGGGUUUUUAGUUGCAUUUCGGAGUCGGUACAAAAUGUUGUCACCUUCAGGAAAACGCGUCCGUUUUUGGUGUAGGAACACUCAGAGGCAACUUUCUGAUUGGUAGCAAGACGACGCCUCGGCUGUUACAAAGAAAUCUACAGAACAAAAAAACAAACAUUUUCCAGUGCCAAUAUGGAGGAUUGAUGCUGAAUCUUUAUUUGUGCCUUGUGUUGCCCGGCCCACUUAAAAGUGGCAAGAAGUUGUGUUCUUUUGGAAUUUGUAGAGUCAAAUGAGUGCAAUUAUUAUACUAGUAAUUCAAACGUUAUGUUCCUUUUUAUUUGGUUGUAUUUUCUCUGAUUUUUAAACCAUGUCAGAAGUGUCAAAUAUCUGUGAAAAAAAAUCCCCCCCCCCCAAAUAAAAUUCCUAAAUAAAAUCUAAAUAAUUUUGGCACAAAAGCACGCAGCGGUUGGAGUCAAAUACAACGGGACAUCAAAGUAUUCUAUCAGUCAGCGGGUACUUUUGAUCGGAAUCAGAAUUUUUUUCUUGCCAAGUAUAUUUACAUAUAAAAGGAAGGUGUCAUCAGUAUAAAGUAUGUCAUCAUUCAGACUCAUUGCCUUCUGUAACAUGGUUACAUUACGUAAAAUGUCUUUUCAGAUGCGACUUUCCAAUUGUUUUGACGCUUCAGAUAUUUAGGUUGUGGCAAAGAUGCGAAACAAUGAUGUCAUCUCUGCUGUAGCUCCACAGGACUCAUCUCUGACUGUAAAUAAGGUGUUGUUGUUUUUUUCGGGAAACACGUCUCACAAAGCUUUAUUUUUAUGAAUGUGUCGACGUGUUUAAAAAGAUUCUGACUGCGGUUUUAUUGUUAUUUUUGUAAAUAUAUUGUUGCAAUACAUCCGGUUCAAAGAGACUUUGUAAUCAGAUCAAAAUGUACUGUAAACGUGCACGCAUGAGAAACUACACUUCAGCAGUAUGAAUGUCCUUCGUUUCACUUUUUUCUAUUUUUCUUGCUGCAGAAAAAUAAAUGGACACUGAAUGUA